Molecule: messenger RNA, 1287 nt
Organism: Rhagoletis zephyria (snowberry fruit fly)
Lineage: Eukaryota; Metazoa; Arthropoda; Insecta; Diptera; Tephritidae
Source: RefSeq, a predicted model, not a curated record
AUGCCUGUGAUGCCGGUGAAGUUAUCAGCAAAUGGUGUUUGUCAAGCUUCGGCAAGAAGUUCUGGCGAACUUCUGACAGCGACGAGCCUAGGCAGACUUCAGAGAAACCUGGCAACGGUUGCACAGGUUCAGCCAAAGCCGACCAUCUUCCGAACUGAUGAAGCAGAACCGGCGAAGCACAACGACGUUCAUCAUGGCCUGUUCUACACUAUUCCCAAUGACACUGCUAGUCUCCUCUUUGUCCUGGGCGGCUUUGACAAGGAGCAGCAGCUGAUGCUUAAAACGUUCAGAGAGACGUCCAUUAUGGUUCGGAAGCCAGCACUUGAGAUCAUAAACUACCUCAACAAAACCGACUUUAACAAGCCGCCUAAUCGAUAUGUUUUGUACGGACCAAUUGGCUCGGGAAAAACUUAUACUCUAAACCAUCUUCUUCAUUAUGGAUUCAGUCAAAAAUUCGUUUUGAUCUACUGCAGCAAACCCACCGAUUGGACCAAGUUUCCGCAGGAGUACUCUGCUUCAUCUGAAAAUCCCAAACGAAUCGACACGCCACUGGAUGCGGCAGUUUGGCUGCAGCACUUCAAAGCUCAAAAUUUAAACUUGCUCGAGGAGUUGAAACUUACAUCCCUCAACAAGUACACCUGGAGUUUGCGAGAGCACACCAACCCCGGGGACAGUCUGAUGUCCAUCGUCGAGCAUGGCAUUAAUCGAAUUAAGCACGCCUCGGACUGUAUGGCCGUCUUGCUGAAGGAGCUGAAGCUCAACUCUGAAAAGGGUAACUGUCGCCUGUUGGUCGUUGCUGACAAGGCAAAUGCUUUCUACGAGCCAACAUUGCUCCGCUUCCCUGAUCGAACCUGUGCCACCGCUGAUGACAUCACCAUUGCUCGUGCCUUCAAGAAGCUUUUCAAGAAAGACUGGCAAAAUGGAGCCGUCGUGGCCAGUGUUUGCAAGAAGCUUGUCGUGCCCUAUCGAAUAUUUCCAAUUCAUGGACUGAAAAACCGAAGAGAACGCGAACGAGUGUACAAACACUGGGGCCCCUUCAAUGUGGAUCACAUCAGCGACUACCCGCGAGAUCUUCUCACUGAUGAGGGCUUCCACGACUUUGACCCCUUUGUGCCGAUCGAAGUGGAAAAGUAUUCCGACAAGGAGAUGGUCACCUGUCUCGAGUACUACCAAGACCGUCGAUGGCUACAACGACCGGCGGCGUUUACCGAAGAAGGCCGAGAAGAGAUCAAGUUCCUCUCCGGUGCGAAUCCCUUUCACGUGUACGAGUUUUGCUCCAGCCUGUAA